Molecule: messenger RNA, 462 nt
Organism: Verruconis gallopava
Lineage: Eukaryota; Fungi; Ascomycota; Dothideomycetes; Venturiales; Sympoventuriaceae
Exons: 2
Coding region: 1-462 (153 amino acids)
Source: RefSeq, a predicted model, not a curated record
AUGGCUGCCUCGCAAGCCACGAUCCACGGCAUUCAACUUUUCAAAGACCUUUCGUACUCGUGCACGGAUAAAACAGUGGUUGACGAAUGGGUUGUUCACAUGGGUCGCAGGCCAAGACAUUCUAGUCGAAUCGUUGCCACGCCUGCAAAGAUGAACACGCUAGGGCUGGGCUGCUUUGUAAUUCUUGUCCAGAAGCCUAUCCGUCGAAGUCGCGGCCAUCGAUUCCGCAGAGCUGCGAUCGUAUUCAUUGUGGAGAAGGGCUUCGUUGCGCGCACAUGGUGGAUGGGCAUGAGAUUUUGGCCUUUGCGUAGCAAGGUGGGUCAGCUAUCUGCACGCCGUGGUCGAGAGAACGGGAAAGUCGGCUUCGAGGGAUCGGACGGAGGCGGCGCGGGCUUCGAGCUCGAGGGCGUCGAGCAGGUAGCGAGCCCGAACGAGCGGCCUGGCACGGGGCCAGCGCGAUGA